Kuraishia capsulata CBS 1993 is the source of this 567-nucleotide messenger RNA. RefSeq lists its product as uncharacterized. The record is from RefSeq and is a predicted model, not a curated record. NCBI's taxonomy places the organism in Eukaryota, Fungi, Ascomycota, Pichiomycetes, Pichiales, Pichiaceae. The coding region runs from base 1 to 567 and encodes 188 amino acids. The transcript is spliced from 2 exons.
AUGUCAAAUUACAAUGACGAACAUGGUAUUGGGAAUAGCCAGACUGCCACACCUGCACGGGGCGGCGUAGGCCAUGCUUCUCAAUUUCUGAACCUAGUCUCGCCUGAACAUUUGAGUCGGACUCCAGCUGGAGACUCGGAAUCGCAGCUUGACUUGGGUUUGGAAAACGGUGGCGAAAUAAGCCACCAAAUAGCCCAGCAGCUAUUGAGUGCUGUCAGUGAAGGUGGACUGGAGUUCAGAACAGAUCUAGACGACAACGAAAUGUUCAAAAGUCCCCAGAAAGGAAUGGACCAGGCAUAUUUUGACUCUCUAGAAAGAAUAAACAAGAAAAAAAUCAGGCCGGGCCAGACGUGCCCUAUCUGCGCGAGCGAAUUUCUGGAGGACCCAUACCCGUUGCUGGUGAGACUUCCAUGUCACAAGAACCACGUUUUUGACCUCGAAUGUGCGACGAGUUGGUUGAAGGAGCAUAAUACAUGUCCGAUUUGUCGAACUGAGCUUGACAAACCCAAGAAGGCAGUCGCGCAACCAGAUAGUGAAGAAGACGAGGAUAUGGCCUUCUUUGGGUAG